AUGAUGACGAUAAGCGAGAGCCAGUACUCCUCGAACAAGAUGUCCAGCAUCCACAAAAUCAACGACCGCGUUGUGCAUAAGGACAGCUUUGAUGACGUCAAAAGCUCGUCCAGCGUCAACAGCACACUAAUAACAAAAAGGGGCUUCAAGCCUUCUGACAUGUACGACCCACAGAAGAAGGAGUUCCUAACAAACCUCAGUUAUAAGUUGUUCCCUAAUGAUGCAGAAGUACCUCGAGAGCUACCGCAAAUGCUACCGCCGGAACCUAAAUCCGAGGACAUGGAGAACAAGCCAAUCAUCGUGGGCGACAAGGAAGUGGACCUGAACAAGAUAUUCACACCAGCCCCUGAUGCCGAGGAGCAUAUCAUUAAGAAGGAUCGCAAAUUCGAGAAAACCUUCGCGUCUUCGGCGUUCUACGUGCCGGGCGUGCACCCGACCGUGAAGGAGCAGAUGGACCUCGCGAGGGCCAUCUCCAAGUCUCUCAGCGACUCCAGCAACCACACCAGCAGGGGCCAGAGCAUGUACGUCAACAGGAAGAAGCGCUCCGUAAAAUGGGUCCACGAGGGCAGAGGUCGCAACACAUCCAACACCAGCUCGACCCCCACGCCCGUUGCGAACCACGACACGCCGUACCGGCCGCCGUCGAGCGUGCGCAACCAGAAGACGUACCCCAAGUCGGCGCUCAAGCACACGCCCAACCUGCCCAAGAUGGAGCCGUUCCCGCUCUCGCCCACCAUAACCCUACAGGACAUAGAGGUGCCCGUGCCCCUGGCGCCGACCAAGCUGAACGACGUCUACGCGUCGCCGAAGAGCCCCCGCUUGCCGCUUGUCUGUGGGCCGAAUUUCAAUGUCGCGCCGCGAGGCUGGGGUGAAAUGCAGGCCUACUACAGGCCGGUUUCGCUAGAUGGCGUUGGCAAAACGGCGCCCGCCUACACAGAUUAU
Molecule: messenger RNA, 942 nt
Organism: Iphiclides podalirius (scarce swallowtail)
Lineage: Eukaryota; Metazoa; Arthropoda; Insecta; Lepidoptera; Papilionidae
Source: the annotation of a GenBank genome assembly